Molecule: messenger RNA, 2445 nt
Organism: Clupea harengus (Atlantic herring)
Lineage: Eukaryota; Metazoa; Chordata; Actinopteri; Clupeiformes; Clupeidae
Gene: dna2
Product: DNA replication helicase/nuclease 2
Exons: 15
Coding region: 16-2214 (732 amino acids)
Biological process (GO): replication fork reversal
Cellular component (GO): cytoplasm
Molecular function (GO): 5'-flap endonuclease activity; single-stranded DNA helicase activity
Source: RefSeq, a predicted model, not a curated record
AUCUUGUACACGCUAAUGAGCCAAGAGAGGCGCAGCGAUCCUGAGACUGGGUUCCUGCUCUACCUUAAAACUGGCAACCUUCACCCCAUCGUGGGAAAUCACAUGGACAGGAGAGAGCUUGUGAAAUUGAGGAAUUUGCUGGCACACCACCUUGGCAACAACUUGAAGAAAGUAGAGGGAGGGACGACAUGCCUGGCACCUUUACCUGACGUCAUCUCUGAUCGGCAGGCCUGCAAAUACUGUCCUCAGAAACAGAACUGUGCCAUAUAUAACAAAGCACUGGAGACCGACCCAGUUGGCGCCCCCCAGCAGCCCUUCCUGGAGCUAGAGAGCCAGCACCUCACCCAGCCCCAGCUGCAGUACUUCAGCCACUGGGUUCUGCUCUGUGCCCUGGAGGCCCGAACCAUGGAGGCCAAAGGAGGCCGCCGAAACAUCUGGCUCCAGUCAGCCCAGGAGAGGGAGAGGAGUGGUGGCUGUCUUGGGAAGAUGCUCAGGACGGGUAAAGUGACCACACUGGCUGAAGAUGUUUACCUACACACCUUUGAGCGACAAGGAGGCGCCCAGGCCCUGACAGGUCUGAACGUCGGUGAACGAGUGGUGGUUGGUGACCAGGACUCCAAAUUCAUCGCCAUGGCAGCUGGUUAUGUGACUGAGGUUUGCGGCGCUGGAGUGAGCUGCUCUUUAGAUCGGGAUCUGUCCAAGUGUCCUGCAAACAUGGUGUUCUGUUUGGACAAGGAUGAGGGAGCAGGGGGACUGAGCACCCACUUCGGGAACAUCUCUAAGCUUAUGGAAAAUUCCCCAACAAGCCAAAGGUUACGGGAGCUGAUAGUGGAUUUCCGCCUGCCUCAGUUCAUUGACAGCCUGAGCAGUGUUCUACCACGAGAUGCCAAGGAUACCGUCGCAAACAUCCUAAAAGGCCUCAACAAGCCCCAGAAACAAGCCAUGAAGAAAGUGCUUUUAUCUAAAGAUUACACACUUAUCGUAGGAAUGCCUGGCACAGGCAAAACCACCACUAUUUGCACACUGGUGCGUAUUCUCCACGCCUGUGGCUUCAGCGUCCUGCUGACCAGCUACACCCACUCUGCCGUCGACAACAUCCUCCUCAAACUGAAGAAAUUUAAGAUCGGCUUCCUGCGGCUAGGCCGAGCGCAGAAGGUGCAUCCAGACAUCCGGCCCUUCACAGACGAGCAUUGUCGGGCCAAAGGCAUCACCAGCCUCACCGACCUGGAGCACCUUUACAACAAAGAGCUGGUCGUGGCCACUACCUGUAUGGGUGUGAAGCACGCCCUCUUUAGCCGCCGUCGCUUUGACUUCUGCAUCGUGGACGAGGCCUCUCAGAUCAGCCAGCCCGUGUGCCUGGGGCCGCUCAUCUACGCCCAGCGCUUCGUCCUGGUGGGGGACCACCAGCAGCUGCCCCCCAUCGUCCAGAACGCAGAGGCCAGGACUCUGGGUAUGGAUGAGAGCCUGUUCAAGCGUCUGGAGCACCACUCUAAUGCUGUGGUCCAGCUGACCGUGCAGUACAGGAUGAACAGUAAGAUCAUGUCCCUGAGUAACAAACUGAUGUAUGAGGGGAAGCUCGAGUGUGGAUCUGAGCGGACAGCGAGUGCAGUUCUGCAGCUGGCCACCAGGGACAGCGUUGAACAGGAUUUAGAGCUGUUUAUAGGCCAGGUGGAGUACCUGUCAUGGAUCAAAGCUGCCUUGCAGCCUCUCAACCCUGUCUGCUUCCUCGACACCACCAAGGUUCCUGCUAUUGAGACGGUGGAGAAAGGAGGCAUCAGCAACCAGAUUGAGGCCACUCUGGUGCAUGCUGUAGUCAGCCUACUGCUUAAGUCUGGCUGUAAAGCGGCAGACAUUGGCAUCAUUGCGCCAUACCGGCAGCAGCUGAAGACCAUCUCUGGGCUGCUAGCGAGCCCUGCCUUCAGCCCGGUGGAGGUGAACACGGUGGACAAGUACCAGGGCCGCGACAAGAGUGUCAUCAUAGUGUCCUUUGUCAGGAGUAGCCUGGAGGCUAAUAUGGGGGAGCUACUGAAGGACUGGAGGAGGCUGAAUGUGGCCAUCACCCGAGCGAAGCACAAGCUCAUCAUGAUCGGUUCAGUCAGCACACUCCGACGCUACGCACCCCUGGAGAAGCUUCUCACGCACCUGGAGCAGGAGCGCAUGAUGUUCCAGCUACCAGUGGCAGCUCAUGAGGUACUGCCCACAACAUUUCUCUGAAGUAUACAGUGUUGGCCUUCCGAUUACCUCAGUUUUACACUAACCUCAAAAACACUCCACCCCCACCUCAGAAAUCAGAAAUGUUCAUUUGGAAAAACAUUUCACUGUGAAACCGUGUUGCUUUUUAAUGCAGUCAGGCAUGCUGUUUAUACAUGUAUUACUGUGAAUGUUAUUAGCUGUCUCAGUCAGACCUCAGGUAACUCAUCCUAAUUUUAUGAAUGUAUUAUUAAU